AUGUUUUACAAAGGAGUCUUUGGUGUGAGCCUUUGGUGUACGAUAGCCGCUUUUGUGAAUGCUCAACGGCCUUGCCCGAGCGAUGUGUUUGUGAAGCCGGCAGAGGUCCUAGCGUGCGAGCAACGUGCACAGAACGAGCCUGUGAACCAAACCUUAGCUGCCGAGGCGUGUCUGCGGACGUACUUUGUGAACAGAGUCACCGCCAACCCUUUGUUACCAGAAGACUACGCUAUGCUCGGAGAAUUCGCCGCGAAAAAGUUCGGGAAAAAUCCACCUGCUAGCGGCUACCGAAUACGACGCGACAUCAGAGUUCUUACAGUCACCGAGCGACAGAAGCUCUUCCGUGCGUUCAACGUUUUGUACAAGACGGGCGUGCUGCAAAGGUUCGCACGUCUCCGCGGCCAGCAGGUUCUCCGGACACACCGCGGGGCCAGCUUCCUUCCCUGGCACCGCGUCCUCUUGGCGGCGGUAGAGGAGAAGCUGCGUGAGAUCGAUCCGGAAGUGUCGCUGGCUUACUGGGACUACACAGCAGACUACUAUCUACCACUGCCGUCGGACUCUGUCAUCUGGAGCCCGUGCUUCGUCGGCAACGGUGAUGGCAUCGUCCGCGAGGGUCCCUUCCGGUUCAUGUACGGCGGCUUCAACACACUGAUCAGUCGCGACAUCGCGCCGAACGGAACCUGUCCACCCCGCUUGAUCAACAAGGACGAUGUUGACGAGUUGAUGAGAUAUUGCUAUUAUGCGAACAUCACGACCGGAAAUACGAAGACCUACUACACGCAGCCCCACAAUCUCGAGAUCCUACAGAAUGGCGUCCACAUGUGGGUGGGCGGUGACAUGUCCAACACGCCGGCGGCUCUAUACGACCCCGUGUUUUUCUUGCACCACGUUUUCAUCGACUACAUCUGGGAGCAGUUCCGGACCCGACAGUCGUCCUUGAGUUGCCGAGUGGACGUUGAGAGAGACUACCGGGAACCAGGCGACUACGCAGUCGACAACUUCCCCGGCCACGCCCCCUGGGAGGAGAUGCACGGAUUCGAGUACCUGCAGAACCGCGAUGGUCUGUGGCGCAACUGGACCACCGCUUUUUACGGCUACGAACCGGCGCCGAAGUGUCCCGACUGCGGCAAUUCGGAGAACCUCUACUGUGACAGAGAAAUCGAUCCGCGCCGACCGGAAGGCGUCUGUGUGACGAAGACGAAGUUCUUUUGCGUCGAUCAGCCCCCACUUGACGUUGAAAGAGACAAACCGUUUCAAGAGCAGCUAGGUGGCGGUGCAAUUGUUACCCUGGGAACUAGAGAAGAAGGGCUGCCAGGGGACGGUCGUACCAGAUUCAUGUCACAGGAAGAGGGCCUUGCUAUCCUCAGAGAACAGGUUGGGCACGUGACCGCGUCACCGCCAUCUGUAACGUUGAAUGCAAAGGAACCGGACGCACCAGGGAACCUAAAGCCAACGCUGACAUUGAAUCUGCACGAGGAAUUGUACGUUAUUUCGAGCGCUGACAGCCAGGGGGCGCUCGGAAAGUACGAGGCAAUCGUCCGGGCUCUGUUCACCACAACUGCCGUGAUCCUUGCCAGUUUGAUUUAAGUAUUUUCUGCAACUCGAUACUGCCAUUUGUGUAGUUUGAAUGAAUUAGUUACUGGAUAACGAUAAAUUUAGUUGACAACCGUCUUUAUUUGAAUAAAUGGUUUCAGGCAGCGUUUGACAUAAUAUAGUGUAAUUUUAUCAAACAUUGUUAGCUUUGGUGCAGUUUACACGUUUGUUAAUGUAUGGUUAGUGUUAGAAUUAGGAGGGAGACUUGCCUGGUAAUAAACGAAGAUAUAUUUGUUAAAAUUAUUAUCAACAGCUUUAUUUUUUGUUGAAAUUUGAGCAGUCGGAUAUAGAUCAGAAGAUUGUGUCGAUACUUAUCUGUUUUGCGUGUUAUUAUUUUCGUGCGCGCGUGUGUGUGUUUAUAUACAGUUGACCACCGCUAUUUCGAACACCGUGAAUUCGAAUACACUGCAAUUUUUAAAAUUUCCGUGAAACAAUUAUUUUUUUCAUAUUUUAAGAGUAAUUGCUCACAUUUUCUGUGUUUUCCAAAUUUAUUGUUGAAACUGUGUAUUCUUAACCAAAUAAUUGCAGUUUUAAAGAUUGCUUAAUUUAUAAAUUAGUAUUAACCAGUCUUCAUCUGGAAAUACACAUAUCAACCUAUGAAGCAAAAUUACAGCCUUUGGCUUUUUCACUUGAAGAUGAAUCAGUACAAAAUACACUUUCCGAUUGGAAACAAUAAUUGUUAAUUGUUGUCACAACGACUUAUAUAUAGCGGUAUUCAACUGUAGCAUGAGUGGAGAUUGUGAAACAAUCGAUCGUUGCUUAUACAUGUUGUGUCAAUCCAAUCGGUAGGAUGAAGAAUGCAUGUGCUUUGUUUUACAAUUGUAUAUGUUUCUACCAGUCUUACCAAAUACUAUCACUGUCUAUGUUUACAAUCGGAACCAUUGAUUUGUCAAACUGCCAAUUCUAUCAAAUCUACUUACUGACAACCAUUAGUCGUAUAGCCACCUUGACUGCGUUUUAUUGCAAGGAGAUUUCUUUGCUACAAUAUAUAACCUUUCUGACGCCUAACUGUUAUUUUCCUUCAAUAAUUGACUGUACUUGUAUGCAUGGUUUUGCAUGUUACUUUUCUGUGCUAGCUUCUCUUCCAUACGCGGCAUUUCUGCUACUCUACAAAGAGAAUAAGGGUUUGCUCUCGAGACAUCUUUUUCUCCGUAAAUUGAGGAAAUAAAUAUUUUAACGUUGUGUACAUUUCAUACGUACUGAGAAAAUCUUAAUAAUUUCUUCUUCUAAUAAACUAUAUGUUCUAUAUCGCUUGAGCUGUCUUCUGUCUAUUUAUUUCUAAGUACAGCACCACCUCUACUGCUGUCUGUUAAGUUUGUAGAACUAGCAAAUUUGUAAUAUUUGAGCUUUCUAUUCCUUUGAACCAUAUUCGACCUCUGUUCCUUAACCGUUGUCUGUUUUAUGACAACUUGCACGAUACCUUUUGAACGUUCGUCUUCAUAUAACAAGCUAUCCUAAUCGAUUGACACAAUUUCUCCUCACAACUGGCUAUUCUAUAAAGUCUGACUUGCCUUCGUCUCAUAACUAGAUACUCUUAAACCCACUCUUUUACCUUUCUCCUUGAUACCAGUUGUUCGGAAGCGUUUCUUCGCCAUUUUAUUAGUAUUACUGCCUUCUAUAUAACGAUUUUCCUUUCUAUUUCUCAUAAUUAGUUAUAUCUGGCCCGAAGUCUUCAUAGACCUAUCUACUCUUCUAAACUUUACGAUAUAUGUCAUGCACCUACAUGUAGCUCAUGCUUAAGGCUUAACAUUUCGUCAUAUUUUAACUAGCUACAUGUAAUAUAUAAAAUGUGGCAUUUCCUCUUCAUAACAGUACCGUUUACAUGAAAUGACAUUCCUUCUGCAUAUAUCUAGCUACUUUAUGACAUGACUUUUCUUUUUCAUACUGUAUGUCUAGCUACUCUAUGACAUGACGUUCGCUCUUCAUAUAUCUGGCUACUCUAUGUCAUGACAUUCCUUCUUCAUAUAUCUAGCUACUCUAUGACAUGACUUUCCUUCUCCAUAUAUCUAGCUACCCUAUUAUAUGACUUUCCUUCUUGAUAUAUCUAGCUACUCUAUGACAUGACUUUCCUUCUUCCUACAUCUAGCUGUUCUAUGACACGACUUUCCUUCUUCAUAUAUCUAGCUACUCUGUGACAUGACUUUCCCUUUUCAUAUAUCUAGCUACUCUAUGACAGGACUUUUCUUCUUCAUAUAUCUAGCUACUCUAUGACAUGACUUUCCUGUUUCAUAUAUCUAGCUACUCUAUGACAUGACUUUACUUCUUCAUAUAUCUAGCUACUAUAUGACAUAACUUUACCCCUUCGUAUAACUAGCUUCUUUAUGACAUGACUUUCAUUCUCCACAUAUCUAGCUUUUCUAUGACAUGAUUUUUCUUCUUCAAAUAUCUAGCUACUCUAUGACAUGACUUCCCCUCUUCAUAUAUCUAGCUCUUCAUAUAUCCAGCUACUCUAUUGCAUGACUUUCCAUCUUCAUAUGUCUAGCUAUUACUUGACAUGACUUUCCUUCUUCAUAUAUCUAGCUACUCUAUGGCAUGACUUUUCUUCUUCAUAUAUCUGGCUAUUCUAUGACAUGACUUUCCUUCUUCAUAUAUCUAGCUCUUCUAUGACAUGACUUUCCUUCUUCACAUACCUAGCUCUUCUAUGACAUGACUUUCCUUCUUCAUAUAUCUAGCUACUCUAUGACACGACUUUCCUUCUUCAUAUAUCUAGCUAUUCUAUUAUAUGACUUUCAUUCUUCCUAUAUCUAACUACUCCAUGACAUGACUGUCCUUCAUAUAUCUAGCUACUCUAUGACAUAACUUUCCUUCGUCAUACUGUAUAUCUAGCUUCUCUAUGACAUGACGUUCCUUCUUCAUACUGUUUAUCUAGCUACUCUAUGUCAUGACUUUCCUUCUUCAUACUGUAUAUCUAGCUACUCUAUGACAUGCCUUUCCUUCUUCACAUAUAUAGCUUAUCUAUGAAGCUUGAUUUAUUCUGAUCAUAGAUAGCUUCUCUACAAUGUUUGAGCUUUCUUUCUCAUAUAACUUUUAUUCUAUUCACUAACAACUCUAUUACUCAUUGGACCUGACAACUCUACGACAUAUCCUUUCUCUGCAGCAUCUGAACGGUUGUCUCACAAACAUUUGCGUCACCAAAAUACCAUAAUUUUCGCAAUUCUGCACAAAUUUAUUAUAUUCCUGGCACUUUUUUCAUUACAUCCUGAAUCGAUUCACUCUUUUAUUAUCCUUACGUGUUUAAUAAUUUUCUCAUUAUCUAAAAUAUAUUUUGCUUUAUGUGUAUAUUCGUAGCUUUUAAAGUAUGUAUUUCCACAUUUAUAUACUGUACAGCAUUUCUUUUAUGUAACAUCAACCUCCUGGGAAGUUGUAAGAGUAGUUUGCUUAGAAUUUAAAAGCUUGUUCACAUUAUAUAAUUGAGUAGUUUCUUUGCAGCUGAAAACGUAAGCAGCAACUUUCAUACCUUCGUGUAUUUCUAAACAUCCAAACAUCAAAAUUACCAAGAAACCUAAAAUAGAUACAUUGUAGGUUCAAACUAAAAUUAACAAGUACUUUACUGCUAAAUUCCUUUAUAUUUUGUUCAUAAUUUUGAAUCGAUCUACGUGUUUUUGUUAUUAUUUACAGGGCAUAUACACCCAACGUGUUCCAUUGUUUUUGUUUUUGAAAGUACUAACAUAUAUUAUUUAUUGCUAUAUAUAUAAAUAUAUAAUAUAUUUAUGCUAUAGAUGCAUUAAUAUAGAAUUGGUAAGCUUUUAUUUAUCGGGUAUUAAAACAAAACAUAAUUGGAAUCACAACCCGAUCCUCACUGCCAUAUCAAAUUAUUGAACGAGUUAAACAAUCGUAUCAGCUAUAUGAUGUGUUAUUAUUAUAAUUAUACCGGAUUUAUAGCGCCCUUUUUAUGCAAGAGUGCACGUUCAAAGGCGCGUGUUACAAUAUUGUUUUUAGUUUAAAGUUUAUUGAUAUGAGUCGCGUUCUGAGAACACCUGGGCAUAAUGCAUGAGCGUAAAGUGUCGUCCCAGAUUAGCCUGUGCAGUCCGCAUAGGCUAAUCAGGGACGACACUUUCUGCUUUUAUGGUAUUUUUAGUUUCAAGGAAGUUCCUCCUUACCGAAAAUCAAGUUAAAGCGGAAAGUGUCGUGCCUGAUUAUUCUGUCCGGACUGCACAGGCUAAUCUGGGACGACACUUUACGCACAUGCAUUAUGCCCAGUUUUCUCAGAACACGACUCAUAUUAUCUGCACUGUAAAAGUUUAUCAUGUGUAUCGAUAAAUAUAUUAUGUAUGUGUGUUAUUGCUGAGUGUGAGUGUCAUAUGUUUCCAUAGUUUAUUUGUCAUUAAAAUUGUUAAAGGUGUGAAAGAACGAUAAGGCGAAAUGCAUUGUCAAUUAAAUACUUAUAUACUAAUUCAAUCAUUCAGGGCGUUUUGAAAGAUGUGCAUGCACAAAUUGCGAUUUUUAAAACUAUAGGUAUGCUUGUUCAGAUAAAACAUUAUUAUAAAUAAACACAAAAAGCUUCAACUAUAUACGAUUAUUGUUCAAUGGUAAUAGUGUCCUCAAAGCUAUGUUUUAUAAAAGUGUGAGAUACCAAACUACGCUACCAGCUUUGUUGAUUUGUUUCUGUAUACAUAUAAAGUGUACUGUUUUGUCAUCAUCGUUUAUUGAUGCAAACUUAAAUUGAUUAUAUAUACUUUCCAUCAUAUUGCUCUGGUUAAAAAACAACAACUGGUUAUUGGUUGAAUAUUGACCAAUUUUUAAACCAACUAUAAGUGAAAUAUAGUAUGAUGAUUGCAUUUUAUAUCGAUAAACUUAUUUGCAUAAUUUGUUUUGAAUGCAUACGUGCUUUCAAUUGUGAUAUGCUUUUGUAUGUAAUUCUACGUUUUUGUUGUUCAUCGGAGUUGCCCAAUACUAUUUCCAAUAUGAACAUAAUACAACUAUUGUUUUUUUACUGAUUUGCAAGCAUGCGACUUCGAUAUGUACUGCCACGAAAGUUGUAUGUGGAAAUACAAUGUGCUUUUUAUGUUUAUCAUAUCAUGUAAUGGAGAUAUAUUAAACAUUUCAU
Messenger RNA from Dreissena polymorpha, 6640 nucleotides. Its product is annotated as putative tyrosinase-like protein tyr-3. The record is from RefSeq and is a predicted model, not a curated record. The transcript has 8 exons. Gene Ontology annotation, molecular function: oxidoreductase activity. Lineage: Eukaryota; Metazoa; Mollusca; Bivalvia; Myida; Dreissenidae. Bases 1 to 1587 code for a protein of 528 amino acids.